CAUAGUGUUUAACCUGCAUACGACUAAAGGACUAUGUUUUACGUUUUAUCAACACAUUUCAAUUGGUGAUUUUUUAUUACAUAAAGUGACUUGCUCUGCGUAAAUUAUUUGUAUUCACGCGCUUGUGUUCAAUUGCAACAUACGAAAAUGCAAAAUUAUCUGCAUUGAAACAUACAAUUCUUAUAAAAGGCAGAGGUUGUUGUGUUUGAGGAUAAACCAUGUCCAGUGAUACUACAUUCAACGUACCUGUGGUCAACCUCGGCCGCUUCCAAGUUGACCGGAUGAGAAAAUAUGGAGAUCUUGUGGCACUGGUUAAUCCUGAAACAGAGCGUUAUAUAACAUACAGCCAGUGCGCUGACCGUAUUGAACAAAUAGCGAGCGGUUUGUUCGAUCUCGGAUUAAGGCAGGGAGACGUUUUAUGUGCACUUACAUUCAAUACGAUAGAGUAUCCGUUGGUUUGGUAUGCUGUCAACUUGAUUGGUGGAACGUUUCUUACUGCGUCACCGUUAUACCCAGAUGAGGAACUAGAAAGACGAUUCAGUAAAUGUUAUGUUAAGUUUCUUCUGACGAUCCCGGAACUUACAACACGCAUCAGCUCUAUGGUUCAUCGGAUGAAACUUGCGACCGUGUCUUUGGCAAGACCAAAACUUCUGAACAAACUCAUAGUGCUUGGUGAGGACUGUGAUGGUUUCAUACCUUUUCGAAGUCUCCUCACUUCCGGUCAGCUUCGAUACAAACCGGAAGUAGAUCCUUCAAAGUCCACAGCUCUUCUUCUCUCCUCUAGCGGAACUACCGGGUUGCCGAAAUUCGUGAAACUGACGCAUGUCAACAUAAUUGCAAAUAUGAUGCAGAUACAGUACAAUAAACAGCACCAGCCCGGAGAAGUGUCGGUAUUGGCCCUGCCCGUUUUUCACCAUUAUGGACUUCACUCAGUACUGGGAACCAGCCUUUAUAAUGGGCUUAAAGUUGUUCUCAUGGAUAGGUGGAGUACGGAAAAGUUCUUUGCGAAUAUCGAAAAGUACAAGGCGAAUUUAAUUCAAGUGGUUCCAGCUAUGGCCGCUUCGUUAGUCAAAUUCCCGGAAUGUCGCACUUAUGACGUCAGCAGCGUUCGUUUCGUGAUGUCAGCAGCGGCGCCAAUGGGGGUUGGUGUAGAGGAGCAUUUACGGCAGCUUUUUAAUGUUCCAUUUAUAUCGCAGUCUUAUGGUCUAACAGAAACGGGGUACAACUCUGGAAACACAACUGAUCGCCAUCGUCUUGGUUCCAACGGUGUUUCUCCAAUAGGCACGACUCUCAAGAUAUUCGAUCCCGAAACAGAAGAGGAGUUAGCAAGGAACAAAACAGGAGAAAUCCGAGUGAAAGGUGAAAUGGUGACAACUGGUUACCUUGACGACGAUGUAGCUACAAGACUGACAUUUGACCAAAACGGCUUUUUUAAAACCGGAGACAUAGGGUAUUUAGAUUCGGAUGGUUUUCUCUUCAUAGUGGAUCGUUUAAAGGAACUGAUCAAAUAUAAAGGUCUUCAGGUGGCACCUGCGUACCUCGAAGAUAUCAUAGUGAAGCACCCAGGCGUCGCAGACGCCGCCGUGAUUGGAAUCCCCGACCCCGAUGCGGGGGAAUUACCCAGAGCGUAUGUUGUAAGACAGACUGGGAGUCACAUCACAGCCAAGGAUAUUGUCCAAUACGUGCAUGAUCAUGUGGCUCCCCAUAUGCGCCUGCGCGGUGGGGUUGAAUUCAUACAGGAAGUACCAAGAACGCCGUCUGGAAAAAUCAUGCGCAGACAUUUGAAGCCAAAGAAACAAACAACCUCAAGACUAUAAUAUUAAAAUACGUGUUUAUAAUGUACUGAUUAUUUGGUAGCAUACACACUAGCAACUGUAAUGCUCUGAUUUAAGCUGAAUUAUAAACAUAAAGCAUUGGAUAGCAACCAUAUGUAUUUAAUAUUUAGUUAUUUACUUCAAACUUCAUCUUUCGAAUAUUUGUAAAUAUUAUCUUUAGAUUCACACUUAAUUUCUAAAACAAACAUUAAUACAAUUUAAUUGUUCAUUAUGCAAUUGAUUCCAAAUUAAUACAACUUCUAUAUGUGUACUACAUAUACAACUCAUACACAUGCUUAA
Mya arenaria is the source of this 2114-nucleotide messenger RNA. RefSeq lists its product as uncharacterized. Gene Ontology annotation, molecular function: CoA-ligase activity. NCBI's taxonomy places the organism in Eukaryota, Metazoa, Mollusca, Bivalvia, Myida, Myidae. The coding region runs from base 219 to 1817 and encodes 532 amino acids. The transcript has 11 exons. The record is from RefSeq and is a predicted model, not a curated record.